CGUGGUGGUAACAGUCGAGUUUCGAGCCGUAAACAGUGCCGAUUUUGUGCGAUUUGUUUUGACAGUGGUUUUUCAAACGAGCAACCGGGACGAUAAUGGUGCCGAUGCGAUUUAUUGGUCUACUGGUGGUGCUUCUCGCCGCGCAGGCCUGGUGUAAACCGGCUAAGAGCGCCGAGGGCGAGGAUUACAACGACGACGACCCGCCCGUGGACUACAACGACGGCGAUACGGUCGACGACGACGACGAUCCCGGGACCAGCGAGGAACCGCCUCAAAUCGUCUCCAAAGCGGAGAUCAUACGCGCGAGGAAUGGGAGCACGAUUUGGCUGCAUUGUCUAGUGAAAAAUACGGACAAUCUCGCGGUCACGUGGAAACGAAACGAUGAAAAUUUAUACUACGACUCGAUCGCAAUGACGCAAGACAAGAACAGGAUUGUUCGACUGCCAAACAAUACCCUGGUGAUCCACAACGUAACGGUCAACGACACUUCCGACGAUUACGAGUGCAGUAUCCUACAGAAUCCGCCCAUCACGAUUAAACACAAGGUUGUGGUCGACACUUACAACCCCCCAAUCCGCGUGAUCCCCGGUAAGAGGGUGGAAGUCAACGCUGGCGAGACCCUGAACAUCGGCUGCGAAACGACGAUACGUCCAGCACCGGAAAUAAAAUGGUACCACGAGACCGUACGAAUCCGUAACGACGAAACGCCCAGCAGCCACCUGACGAUCCAUAACGUGACCAGGCACGACAGCGGUCAUUACCAUUGUCUGGCGGAGGACGGCUCGCAGAAACCACCUUUGGAGGUGAUCGCGGUCGUCGUCAAUUAUGCUCCUGAAAUAGAAGCGAAGAAGGAAUCGGUGCACACCGGGCUCGGAGUCGAGUCGGAAUUGACCUGUAUCGUUCACGCGCACCCUGCUGCGCGGGUGCGCUGGUACAGAGACGGGAAGGAGGUCGUGCCGGAGACCGGAAGGAUAGAGGUGAAGUCGGAAAGACCGCGAUACACCCUGAAAAUCAUGCACACGAAGCAGAAGGAUCUUGGAAAGUACACGUGCGUCGCCGAGAACAGAAUGAAACGGUCCGAGAAAGAUCUCUCCCUUACCGGUGCUCCAUCACAAGCAGUGAUCUUCGGCAGUGAGGUAACCAAGACUGAUAGAGGUUUAAUGCUAAAAUGGCGGCUGCAGAGCUACUCGCCAAUCACCGAAUACAAGCUGGAGUACCGUCCUACAGGAGCUACCGAAUGGAUCACUCUGAAGCCGCCAGUAACGAACGGCAAGGGCAAUCAGUUUAUAGUGAAACACGAGAUCGAAGGACUUCAGCCGGAAUCGUACGAAGCGAUUCUCUUGGCUAGAAACGAAUUCGGAUGGUCUCAACCCUCGAAGCCGUACACAUUUACGACAGAAUAUAUUGUCGAAGAAGCUGAAAACGUUAAAGGACCAUCAGCUGAUGUAUCUGGAGCCACGUUAACCAUGGCAACAUUAUUCCUAGUCGUCUCGUCCUGUGCCUUUACAAGUCUGUAAUUAACUGAACUUCUUAAACUAUGUAGGUAAUUUGCUGCAGCCAAAGCGAACACCAGCGGAUGCAAUGGUGGGUUUAGUGAAGAAAGAAUGUCUAGGAGAACCGUGCAUCAAUAGUGUAUUAUAUUUAAAACGAAAUAAUUAAUU
Dufourea novaeangliae is the source of this 1661-nucleotide messenger RNA. RefSeq names its product opioid-binding protein/cell adhesion molecule homolog. Gene Ontology annotation, molecular function: protein binding; axon guidance receptor activity. Bases 96 to 1517 code for a protein of 473 amino acids. Gene Ontology annotation, cellular component: neuronal cell body; plasma membrane; axon. Lineage: Eukaryota; Metazoa; Arthropoda; Insecta; Hymenoptera; Halictidae. The transcript has 10 exons. Gene Ontology annotation, biological process: synapse organization; homophilic cell-cell adhesion. The record is from RefSeq and is a predicted model, not a curated record.